Dothidotthia symphoricarpi CBS 119687 is the source of this 1148-nucleotide messenger RNA. Its product is annotated as short-chain dehydrogenase/reductase-like protein SDR. NCBI's taxonomy places the organism in Eukaryota, Fungi, Ascomycota, Dothideomycetes, Pleosporales, Dothidotthiaceae. The record is from RefSeq and is a predicted model, not a curated record. The coding region runs from base 180 to 962 and encodes 260 amino acids. The transcript has 3 exons.
CGGCGGACUAGCUUACUCCGCAUUUCCAACGCCUACCCCAGAUUACGUGGACGGUGUAUAAACCUCGGGCCUUUUACAUUCACAUCUACAAUUACAUUUACUAACUUGAAUAUACCCUAUUCCUGCUUCACACAUCGUUAUAUUGUGACAAGGUUCGAGAACAUCAAGUAUAUUUCACCAUGUCGAGCUCCAAGCGCGUCGAGCAGAUCGCAGGCCACCUCAACUACCCCAAGGGCAUGCUAGCUGGUCAGACUGCCAUUAUUACGGGCUCAGGACAGGGCAUUGGCGCGGAGACAGCGCGGCUGUUUGCGAUCUCCGUCCCCGGCGACGUCCUCUCGGACGCCUACAUCACAACCCUCAUCCAACAAGCCGCCGCCUUCGGCAACGGCAAAAUCCACAUCAUCGUCAACAACGCAGGCUACACAUGGGACGGCGUAAUCCACAAGAUGACGGACAAGCAAUGGCACACGAUCGUCGACCUGCACGCCACAGCGCCCUUCAAGAUCGUGCGCGCCGCAGCCCCCUACUUCCGCGUCACGGACGGCGAGCCCCGCAACAUUAUUAACAUCUCGAGUACGAGUGGCGUGCAUGGGAAUGCCGGGCAGGUGAAUUAUGCGCUGGCCAAGGCGGGGAUUCAGGGCGUUACUAAGACUAUUGCUAAGGAGUGGGGCCCGCAGUUUGGCGUCCGCGCGAAUACGGUUGCGUUUGGUCAUAUUCAAACGAGGCUUACGGCGGCGAAGGAGGAGGGCGCGUUUAUUACUACGGCGGAUGGGGAGAAGGUCGCGUUGGGGAUUCCGCAGAAGCAGAAGGCGGGGCAGAAGGGGGAGGAGCAUGCGGAUAUUCCGCUGAGGAGGGCGGGGACGGCGACGGAGGCGGCGAGUGUGGUGUUGGCGGUUGCGAGUCCGCUGUUUCAGUAUGUUACGGGUGAACUGAUUAAGGUGACUGGAGGGCGGAUGAUGUAGGGUUGGAAUAUUAUGGAGAUGCGGCAGAUGAUGUUGUUUUGGAGUAGUACAGAAAUGUUCAGUGGUGAGACGAGUUUAUGUCGAGGAAUGGUUGGAGGAGUGUCUCAGUCUGGGCAUGGCUCGGCGGGCAUGUCUCCGCUCCGCCAUGUCCAGACACCAUGGCCAAUGUUGCCGCGACCAUGACGA